GUCGUUGGGAAGAUGUCGAUGCGUCGGCGGAACAGUUUCUACAGGACGUUUAAGAACGUCAUUCCAGAAUAUGAUAAUUAUGUUAUGGACAGAGGAUUAACUGCUGCUGCACAAAACAAAUGGGUUUUCGAAAUUGCUUGGGAAGUUGCAAAUAAAGUUGGUGGCAUCUACACUGUGAUAAAGUCAAAGGCACCCGUAACUGUUGAGGAACUUGGAGAGCAAUACUGUUUACUUGGACCUUACAAUGAAUCAUGUGUCAGGACAGAGGUGGAGUUGCUGGAACCGCAGAGUCAUAUGUUCAGGGAGACUUUACAAACUCUGCGAGAUGCUGGCAUUAAGGUUUAUUUCGGAAGAUGGCUGAUUGAAGGCUAUCCUAAAGUGGUACUUUUUGACAUUGGAUCUGCUGCCUGGAAAUUAGAUGAGUUCAAACAUGAAUUAUGGGAGAAGGCCAACAUAGGAAUACCUUGGCAUGACAGGGAAUCAAAUGAUGCUGUCAUAUUUGGAGCUCUAGUUGCUUGGUUCAUUGGAGAGUUCAGGAAGAAUUUAGAUGAUAAUCCUCUGCUGGUUACACACUUCCACGAGUGGCUGGCUGGGGCAGGAUUGAUAUACCUCCGUACCAGGAAAGUGGACACUGCUACCAUAUUUACUACCCAUGCAACCCUGUUGGGGCGAUAUCUGUGUGCUGGUAACACAGAUUUCUACAACAAUUUAGAAGAGUUUAACCUUGACAAGGAAGCAGGUGACCGUCAGAUCUACCACAGGUACUGUAUGGAGCGGGCAGCAGUUCACUGUGCUCAUGUCUUCUCCACUGUAUCAGAGAUCACUGGUAUUGAGGCAGAACACCUAUUGAAACGAAAGCCAGAUGUGAUUCUUCCCAAUGGUUUGAAUGUUGUCAAAUUUAGUGCUAUCCAUGAAUUUCAAAAUCUUCAUGCAAUCUAUAAAGAAAAAAUCCAUGAUUUUGUAAGAGGACACUUUUAUGGACAUUAUGACUUUGAACUAGACAAGACACUUUAUCUCUUCACUGCUGGGCGAUAUGAAUUUUGUAACAAGGGAGCUGAUGUGUUUAUAGAAGCUUUAGCUCGACUCAACCACUAUCUAAAGAGUUGUGGCAGUGACAUGACAGUUGUGGCAUUCCUAAUAUUCCCAGCCAGAACAAAUAAUUUCAAUGUGGAAUCCCUCAGAGGUCAGGCGAUCGCUAAGCAGUUGAAGGAUACAGUUCAACAUGUACAGAACCAAAUUGGCAAGAGGAUGUUUGAAAUCUGUCUGAGGGGAAAUCUACCAAAGGGAGAAGAUAUACUUUUACAAGAUGAUAUUGUGAAGCUGAAGAGGUGUAUAUACACAGCUCAGCGCCACAAUUUACCUCCCAUCUCAACACACAAUGUAGUGGAUGACUGGAAUGACCAGGUUCUGUCUGCACUGCGUAGGUGUAAACUCUUCAACAAUCGUGAUGAUCGUGUCAAGGUGAUCUUCCACCCUGAGUUUCUCAACUCCACCAACCCCUUGUUUGGUCUGGACUAUGAGGAUUUUGUUCGGGGCUGUCACAUGGGCGUUUUCCCUUCGUACUAUGAGCCCUGGGGAUACACACCAGCCGAGUGCACGGUGAUGGGCAUCCCCAGUAUAACAACAAAUCUGUCAGGAUUUGGCUGUUUUAUGCACGAUCAUAUCGUUGACCCAAAGUCCUAUGGGAUCUACAUUGUAGACCGACAGAAGAAAAGCUUAGAGGAUUCUAUACAGGAACUUGCUCAGUACAUGUUUGACUUCACAUGCUUGUCAAGGAGACAAAGGGUUAUACAGAGGAACAGAACUGAGAGACUUAGUGAACUGCUAGAUUGGAAAAACUUGGGUGUGUACUACAGAAAAGCCAGACACAUAGCAGUGACACGCACAUAUCCAGAUGCUUUCGAGGAUGCAGAUAAUUUGUCUGAGAAAUCAGGGAAGAAAUUUAUGUAUCCAAAACCAGCAUCAGAACCUCCAUCACCAUCAAUGUCAAGGUCAUCUACUCCAGUUCCCUCAGAAACAGAUGAUCUGGAUCAUGAUGAUGACCAUCUAGAAGAUGAUGAUGAGGAGGAUGACUUUGAUGAAGAUCCAGAGGCUGACCAGCAGAAAUAAUGUCCCAGCAUUAAGGGAGAUAACUACAGUAUGACAGAUUACAAUAAUUACGGACAAAGCAACACCAGAUCUGAUGUAGUGUUUUUAGUGUUACUGGUAUAGCGUACAGUUAACUCUCAAACACGGUGUGUUUUCUUUAGCUAGUCUUAUUGAUGUUCAGGUAGACAAACCUAUUGUUAUUUCUAAAGUCUGUAGAAAAAUAGUUUUAAAUAGAUCACCUUUCAAGAAAGAUUUUCAACCAUAAUAAUAUUUUCAAUACAUAAAGGUUGAUAGGUCAGGUCUGUUGAAAUCUUUUUAUCUCAUAUAAAUAAAUAGAAUUGUACCACUAUUUUUAUAUUGUAUCAUCAGAUAUCUGAAACUAAAUAUUGAUGAUAAUGAUACCGGUAAUAACAUACAUUUUGUAUAUGCACACAUUGCAUAUCAUAUGACUGUUAAUUGUUAUAAUUUAAGUUACUGGUUGUUAAUAAUAGAAUUUGUUUUCAUUACCUCAUUACAGCUAUUAUUCCAAAUGAUUUGACAGGACAUUUUAAUGUAAAAUAUUUUAUUCUAAAAUCGGACUCUUUUCUACUUUUAGCAGUUUCUUUUUAAACAGCAUGUUGUCCAAGCUUGAAUUUACUUUGGAUUGAAGCACGUCAAUUUCUGAGCUGGAUAUGUUUUGAUAGCAUCUUGAAGGUCAACCAAAGUUAUUUAAAAAAUUGAAUAUCUUUAUAAACUGAUGACCUCAAAAAUUGCAAAUGCUGGUGAUCUUCACUAGAGAGUAAAUAUACCUAACACAAACUCCCAAGAAUCACACACCCAUUGAAUUCCACAACAAAUUUAUGAAACACCUUAUAGCUUGUAUGUUCUGUGCACGUAGAUUCAGGAUAAACUGUGUGUGAGGUAAAUAGCCAGGUUUUAUAAACAAAAAAUGUUUAUGUUAUCAUCAAUAUUUAUGUUUUACUUUGUAAUGAUAAAUAUUCGUAUUUUGCUUCUAUUGUGCAAUUCACAAAAGCCUAAUUCUAGAAGAAUAUUGCAUACUUUUAGUCAGUUUCUCUCAAUUACAUUGUCAGAUAUUUUUUUUUAUGAAAUUGAAGUCAAAGUUGUUGACUUAAAUAGACUUGGUAAAAUGUUUACAAUGAAGAAUUUAAUUUGACAUUAUCUUGAACAACCAGAGUUAAUACCAUAGAUUUGGUACUCUAAAUAAAGAAUGAAAAAUAAGUUGAUAAUAAAGAUGAAAUAAAACUUCUUUGAAGGAUAAACAGAUUUAAAAGAAAUGAAAUCCAGUUUUAAUGAACCAAAGAAACUUUAUAGUUGUCAGCAGUUUUCGGAAAAAAAAUUAUUUUUUGCCAAAAAACAUGUUUACUUAACAUUAUGUUACAAGAGGUUAGAGUAUACAGUGAGGUUUGUUAUAUAUUGAUUAAGGAGAGAUUGAUAAUCUGUCCGAAUUGUGAAUAUUUUUGAUGAAUGCUAGUAUGUCCUUUCCUUAUAAGGCAUUUGUCACUAGUUUUGGACAAGAGUAAGUAUUGAUGUUAGAAAUGUCUUAUUUUUUCUAGGGCAGAAUAGGCUGUUCUGUUACUUUAAGUGCUGGAAUGUUUAAAAUACGUGUCAAGAUUUUUAUCUGAUAGAAUAAGAAAUCUGCGACAAUCAUGAGAUAUGCAUGAGAAGUUGAGUGUUGUGGAUAAUGCAUGCUUUAGAUGGUACUGGUAACACAAAAGUAGUGCUGAAUUGAACGACUGAUUUCUCUGAAUGAAUGCAGUCAUUAUCAAAUGACUUACUGGAUAUAUAUGUAGAAAUGUGUAGAAGUAUACUAGAAAUGAAAACCAGUUGUCAUUGAAAUGUACUGAAGUUAAUAGCUGUUUAUGCAUCUUUGUAAAAGCAACCAAAGAAAUAGUCUUGAAUCUUAAUAACAUAAUGGAUUGGAUCUUAAUGGCUUUCAUCAUCGGUCAUUUUGUGUUUUGAAAUUUCUGUCAGUGUGAUUUUGAAAAUUUUAAAGUCAAGAUAAUUCAGGUCACAUAUAAUCACUGCAUUGUUUAUUAAAGAUUUUAUGAUGAAAUAGUUAUGUAUGAGCCGACUGCAGCUUUCAAUGUAGGUUAAAGUUCAAUUUCUUAGAGGCAACACAGACAUGUAUAAUACAUAUAUAAUAUACCGGUAUUAUAAAGAGAGGUCCUUGAGUGAACUGAAUGACCCUAGGUUUCUUCCCUCAGAUGUGAGGAUCCUUUAGAGAAACCUUUUGAUUAUCUUCACAUUAUUGGUCCUGAUAGAAAAGUGGAUAGCAUCCAUGUACUUAAUGACUGAAGAUUGCCUAGGGUAACACUUAGGGGAGAUAAUUCAGUUUUGAUAAGUGAAUGAAAUCAAAUAUUCUUACCUAUGCAUUAAGUAUUACUGCAGUUGUCUUUGAAUAUGGCUUAUUGAACAAGCUGGUAUAUAUGUAUAGCCUUUUAAAUUAUACAUAAAAAAACCAUUUUCGGUAAAUUUCGAACAGGAAUCCUCUCAAGCCAUUUGCUAAUAAUCAAGGUUUAUCAGGAUUUUGUUUGUCCAGGAAAUAAAUGUGAAUAACCUGAAAGAACCUGAUUUUACAACAUAUGGGAAAUAUGAGAAAUAUUGCCUUGUCUGGAAAAAUGGGAAAUAUUGCCAUGUCAGGAAAAAUGGGAAAUAUUGCCAUGUCAGGAAAAAUGGGAAAUAAUGCGAUGUCAGGACAAAUGGAAAAUAUAUUUCAUGUCUGGAAAAAUGGGAAAUAUUACCAUGUCAGGAAAAAUGGGAAAUAAUGCGAUGUCAGGAAAAAUGGGAAAUAUUGCCAUGUCAGGAAAAAUGGGAAAUGCGAUGUCAGGACAAAUGGAAAAUAUAUUUCAUGUCUGGAAAAAUGGGAAAUAUUGCCAUGUCAGGAAAAAUGGGAAAUAAUGCGAUGUCAGGAAAAAUGGGAAAUAUUGCCAUGUCAGGAAAAAUGGGAAAUAUUGCCAUGUCAGGAAAAAUGGGAAAUGCGAUGUCAGGACAAAUGGAAAAUAUAUUUCAUGUCUGGAAAAAUGGGAAAUAUUGCCAUGUCAGGAAAAAUGGAAAAUAAUGCGAUGUCAGGAAAAAUGGGAAAUAUUGCCAUGUCAGGAAAAAUGGGAAAUAAUGCGAUGUCAGGAAAAUGGGAAAUAUUGCCAUGUCAGGAAAAAUGGGAAAUGCGAUGUCAGGACAAAUGGAAAAUAUAUUUCCAUGUCAAGAAAAAUGGGAAAUAUUGCCAUGUCAAGAAAAAUGGGAAAUAAUGUGAUGUCAGGAAAAAUGGGAAAUAUUUUUUAUGUCUGGAAAAAUGGGAAAUAUUGCCAUGUCUGGAAAAAAUGGGAAUUAUUGCCAUGUCAGCCAAAAUGAUUAACAUUGCUAUGUCCGUAAAAAUGGGAAAUAUUGCAUGUCCCAUAAAUUGCUCUGUGAUAUUUUUUUGUUGGUCAGAUUUGUCUGUUAUGUCUUGUAACUUGACAUUGAAAAGUACCAUUUCUAGAGAAAAAGGAAAAAAAAGUAUUAACCUGGUAUUUUUUUGAUAGAAAAAUGAUCUAUGUUGGAAUUUUUUAUUGUUACACUCUGUUUACCACUGUUAACCAAAUACGUGACACAUUUCUUAUAAGAUUAGGUACUGGUGUUAGAUCUUGUACUGAUCGAGCGACUGGUAUGUUUUUUCACCUCAUUAGUAUAUACAAUAAAAUAUUUUCCUUGUGCACAAUAUGUGGAAAGUUUCCAUUACAAAUGUUUGAUAACUUAGUUUUUGAAUAUCUAAAAUGAUUACAAUUUGUUGUCUGUUAUAUUUGCAAUAUCCAUAAAAAUUAUUGUUGUGUUUGAGUAUAAAGUAUAAAGCAGAAAUGUUAUAAAAUAUUUGUUUAUAUGAAUGAUAUAUAAUGAUAUAUGUGAGUGAAGAUAUUAAGGUUUAUUCUAAAGACAAACAAACCUAUCAGUAAUUUGAAUCUCGCUAAUUCAGCCACCAUUAAUCCAGGUGCCUGGGGCUUUAGCAGAAUUUCUAUAUUAGGAGAUAGUCACACAAAUCCAGCAAUUUUUAACCCCACCCCGUCUCCUCAGAUUAUUAAUCUGGGUUAUUCGAGACCUUACUAUAUUAUUAUGCAAAUAGAAUGUUUGUUUAUAAAUUGGUUGAAUGUUGGUAAUAUUCUAUGUUUCAACCAAGAUAACUGAUUACUGUCUUGGCAAUAAUGUUAGAUGGGGAGUAUUGGUAAAGAGUAGCACCAAUGUACUGUAUUCUUCAUUUAUCUCACAAUUAAAAGGUGGGCAGAGUCAAAAAAGAAGAUAAUCUCCCGACUAAUUGGGAUGAGGUUAAACAUGACCGGUCAUUUUUAUUGAACCAUAGCAAAAAUGAUUUGUUAAUAUAGUUGAUUAAGUGAGUUCUUUGUCUUACGUGAAUGAAGUUCUAAGCACAAUGUUAAUUACAUAAGGUUCAGAUGAUUUGACAGAUAUGAAUUUCCACCAAAAUGGAAAACAUUCUGAAAAAUUAAAUGUGCAGAGAUUAUAGAUUUUCAAUAUAUGUUCCAACCUUACAGUAAUGUUGAAGAUUCUUGCCUAGAGUUAUUUUCUGUUUUAGAUGGAUACCACUUGAAACAAUAAAUUGAAACUCUUCCAUAAUACCAUACCUGAUCUGAUUUAUGCUAAGAUAAGAUGGUAAAUAUAUUGGUAGAUUUGACCCUGUGAUCCUGAAGCCCUUGAUACAGUUUUUUUUAUCGUACAAUCAAGAUGUUGUUUUACCCACAGGUUCAUGUUAUACUGUAAUGAUUUAAGAAGUUCUGUAUAAGAUAAAUAUUAUUUAAUAUACAGACACAAAUGGACUUAAAUUUAAGACUAACAAGUGUCAUUAAUUCAGAGCUGUGAGAUUAUUCUUUCAUAUUCCCAAAAACUGAUAGUGAGUACAUGUUUUAGCUGUUCAUUAAUACUGCAAAUGGUGAUAUUUUAUUGUCUUGUAAUAAGCCCACACCUUCAUUUGGUUUCAGAAAUAAUGUGUUGAUUAUCAGGGCCUACAUCAAGUUAUAUGAAUAUUUUACUAUUUUAAAAUCAAAAUAUCAUUACAACUAGUCAAAACUGCUGUUUUAUUGGCUAUAUAUCUGUCAUUUUGUGAGCAUAAUAAACAGAGUCAUUUCUUCUAUAUUUUCUUUCAAGCUUUAAUAUUUGAUUCCACACUUUCAUACACAACCAUUAUCCUACAGAAGUCUUUGUAUGACAUACAGACAUUGUCUUUUAUGAGAGCUUUAGAAAGUCAUGGAUAUAUUAAGUAAAUACGAAAAAUAUUGCAGAAUGAGAAAGUUUUAUGUUUGUGUUAUGUUGUCUGAGAGAACUUUAACUUUGUUGACUAUCAAUUCUUUGUAUACAGAAACAGUUGUCUUUGUGUUUAUAAUCAUAUACCAGUCUACACACAAGUCAAGUGUUGUAAUGAAUUUUCACUUCAGAAUGAUGUGAUUCACCGACAGAUUGAAAUACUGUCUUCUUUAAAGAUACCACUGUUGUUUAGCAAACAACAGUCAAGAAUAUAGAAAAACAAAUUGAAAGUUUUCCACAGAUGUGAUGCAUUCCAUCUUAUCUUGCACAAUACAGCAGUGAGCAGUUGUGAUGUGUAGCAGCCAUCUGUUGAACCAUAUUUGUCCAGGUUUCAAGUGCUGCAAAUUCUGCAAAAAACAAAAAAUAUAAAAAAGGGUUGCUGUACUUGAUGCUUCAUAGGGAAAAGUUUUAUUUGUUUUGUUGAAUAAAACAUACAUCAUAUAUGCCUCCCUGUUAUCAGUGUUGUGACACUACCUUAAUAUGAUUUGAAUGAUGGACACAGAUUUAAUGUCACUGAAAGGAGCAUUUUAAAUCUAGUUACAUCUGUAUAUUGUAAUUGGAAAAGACAUGGAUUCAUCAUUGUUCUGUUAAUUCUUAUCUUGAGUGUAUCCCUAUAACUGUAUUUUCAUUCUUACACCAACAAACUUGGUAAUUGUUUUUUGAGAUAAAAUGGGCAUUAUGUUUCAAUAUCAGCUUGGUUUAUAGAACAUAAAUAUGAAAUACAAUAUUAUGUAAUUAUUUGAUUAAAUUACAAUAUUAAAGGCAUUGUAAUAGAUCUUACAACAACAGAGGAUACAUGUGAUACUGUAGUGUGUGCUGUGAUUAAUGGAUAUUAUUAUCACAGAUAUACAGAAGAGUAUUAAAUGUUAAAAUUGGUAUGUGAUGAUAGUAUUAUGACACGAGUGUCCUGGUUUGUUGGUAUGACAGAUAUAUAUUUUCAAAGGCGUGUUGUCGGAUAUACUUCCCUUGCCAGUAUACGACCACAAAUAACACUACUAUGGUACCUAUAAUACUUAUAACAUAUAUAUAUCCUAUUUACUAUUACUGAAGAGCAUGUUUGUGUGUUAUCCUUUAACCUUCCAUGUAUACCCAAUACUUCAUUAAUCUCUAAAUUAAAAAGUGCUGGCAUAGCUUAAAUCCUUAUAA
Ylistrum balloti is the source of this 8517-nucleotide messenger RNA. RefSeq names its product glycogen [starch] synthase-like. NCBI's taxonomy places the organism in Eukaryota, Metazoa, Mollusca, Bivalvia, Pectinida, Pectinidae. Gene Ontology annotation, molecular function: alpha-1,4-glucan glucosyltransferase (UDP-glucose donor) activity. Gene Ontology annotation, biological process: glycogen biosynthetic process. The transcript has 15 exons. The coding region runs from base 13 to 2109 and encodes 698 amino acids. The record is from RefSeq and is a predicted model, not a curated record. Gene Ontology annotation, cellular component: cytoplasm.